AUGCCCGCCAACAAGGACCGUCUCUACGUUGCCGUCUUCACCAAGAUUGGCGCUGAGAACAUGCCCAGCGGACUGAGCUUCCACUGGGGCUACAUUGUCAGCCACAAGGGACAGACCAGGCUCUACAACUACAUCCAUGCCCAUCGCAUGUACCAUGCAACCAACGAGACCCUGGAUAUUGGCUAUCCACUCCCGUCGGAAACGGCCUGCCCAUGGUGGUACGAAGCGUGCGACUUGCGCAUGGAGCGCCCGAUGAAGGUGUACCUGCGGCUCGAGGUUGGUAAGAUCCUCAACCUGAAAGGGCUCGAGGAGCUCUUUGCCAAGAUCCCGCUGCGGCCAGAGUCUGAGGGCUGGAAUAGUAAGAAGUGAACGAAGGAAGCGUUUUAUGCGGCCAUGGCUAGCGGGUAUAUCGGCCGCCGGUAUCAGGAAUGGCGGUGCGUGGAGGACGAGGCGGUUUCGUUUAUUCGCUUCUUUUAUGGUCCCCGCCCGGUGAUGCAUGCGUUUCAGGGUGGGAGUACGCCCCUUUUAAGCACGUUUAACUGGUUUUGACGAGGAGAUGCU
This is a messenger RNA of [Torrubiella] hemipterigena, 561 nucleotides long. The record is from the annotation of a GenBank genome assembly. NCBI's taxonomy places the organism in Eukaryota, Fungi, Ascomycota, Sordariomycetes, Hypocreales, Clavicipitaceae.